Molecule: messenger RNA, 3622 nt
Organism: Lactuca saligna
Lineage: Eukaryota; Viridiplantae; Streptophyta; Magnoliopsida; Asterales; Asteraceae
Source: the annotation of a GenBank genome assembly
AUGGAUGAUGUAUCCGAAGGCAAAGAUUUCUCGUUCCCAAAACAAGAAGAGAAGAUCUUAGAAUGGUGGACUGAAGUCAAAGCAUUUGAAACGCAGCUUGAAAAAACCAAAGACCUACCGGAAUACAUCUUCUACGAUGGCCCUCCGUUUGCCACUGGUUUACCUCACUACGGCCACAUCCUUGCUGGAACAAUCAAGGACAUCGUCACUCGGUACCAGACCAUGACCGGCCACCACGUCACACGGCGGUUCGGUUGGGACUGCCAUGGCUUGCCGGUGGAGCAUGAGAUUGACGUCAAGCUAGGGAUUAAGACCAGAGAGGAUGUGAUUAAGAUGGGGAUUGGUAAUUACAAUGAGGAAUGUAGGAGUAUUGUUACUCGGUACGUUGGGGAAUGGGAGAAGGUAAUUACGAGGACGGGGAGGUGGAUUGAUUUUAAGAACGAUUACAAAACGAUGGAUUUGAAUUUCAUGGAGAGUGUUUGGUGGGUGUUUUCUCAGUUAUUUAAGAAAAACCUUGUUUACAGAGGGUUUAAGGUGAUGCCCUACAGUACAGGCUGCAAGACUCCAUUGUCAAAUUUCGAGGCUAAUUCAAACUACAAGGAAGUGCCUGAUCCUGAAAUAAUGGUGACAUUUCCAAUCGUUGAUGAUCAAGAAGGUGCUGCAUUUGUUGCAUGGACAACCACACCAUGGACACUGCCUAGUAAUCUUGCACUUUGUGUCAACUCUAAUCUUGUAUAUGUCAAGGUGAAGAGCAAAUCCAAUGGAAAAAUCUAUGUAGUUGCUGAAUCUCGAUUAUCAGAGCUUCCAGUAGAAAAGGCAAAGAAAGGAACACCAAAUGGAGCUGUGGAUGACAAGUCCAAGGGAAAAACUAAAAGCUCUGUGGUGGCUUAUGAAGUGUUGGAUAAAUUUCCAGGAUCUUCACUUGUGGGUAAAAAGUAUGUGCCAUUAUUUGAUUAUUUCAAAGAAUUCUCAGAUGUGGCAUUCCGAGUUGUUGCGGAUGAUUAUGUAACUUCAGAUAGUGGAACUGGAAUUGUUCACUGUGCUCCAGCAUUUGGUGAAGACGAUUAUCGUGUUUGUUUGGAAAAUCAAAUCAUUAAUAAGGGAGAAAAUCUAGUUAUGGCAGUUGAUGAUGAUGGCUGCUUUACAGAAAGAAUUACUGAUUUCAUUGGUCGAUAUGUCAAAGAGGCAGAUAAAGAUAUCAUUCAAGCAGUGAAGGAGAAGGGCAGGCUGGUCAAGACUGGAAGCUUUACACAUUCAUAUCCAUUUUGUUGGAGAUCUGAUACCCCUCUUAUCUACAGAGCAGUUCCCAGCUGGUUUGUAGCAGUAGAGAAGUUGAAAGAUCAAUUGCUAGAAAACAAUGAGAAAACAAAAUGGGUUCCUGCUUUUGUGAAGGAAAAAAGAUUUCAUAAUUGGCUUGAAAAUGCAAGAGAUUGGGCCAUUAGUAGAAGUAGAUUUUGGGGCACUCCUCUUCCUAUUUGGAUCAGUGAAGAUGGUGUAGAUAUUGAAGUUAUUGGUUCUGUUGAAGAACUUGAAAAGCGUUCAGGGGUGAAAGUUACUGAUUUACAUCGCCACAAAAUCGAUCACAUCACAAUUCCUAGCCCACGUGGUGAAAAGUUUGGUGUGCUUCAUCGUGUAGAAGAUGUAUUUGAUUGUUGGUUUGAGAGUGGGUCAAUGCCAUAUGCAUAUAUCCACUACCCUUUUGAAAAUGAAGAAUUCUUUCAAAAAAAUUUCCCUGGACAUUUUGUUGCAGAGGGCUUAGAUCAAACUCGUGGAUGGUUUUACACUCUGAUGGUGUUGUCAACUGCAUUAUUUGAGAAACCUGCAUUUAGGAAUCUCAUCUGCAAUGGCCUUGUGUUGGCUGAAGAUGGUAAAAAGAUGAGCAAAAGAUUGAAGAACUAUCCUUCUCCCAUGGAAGUCAUUGAUGAUUAUGGAGCUGAUGCACUACGAUUAUACAUUAUAAAUUCUCCAGUAGUGCGUGCAGAACCUUUACGCUUCAAAAAGGAUGGAGUCUAUGGUGUUGUGAAAGAUGUAUUUUUACCAUGGUACAACGCGUAUAGAUUCCUUGUACAAAAUGCAAAAAGACUUGAAGUUGAGGGGCUUCCACCAUUAGUUCCUCAUGAUCCAACCACUCUUCUCAACUCAGCUAAUGUUCUUGAUCAAUGGAUCAAUUCAGCCACUCAGAGUCUUGUUCAUUUUGUCAGACAAGAAAUGGAUGCUUAUCGACUCUAUACUGUUGUUCCUUAUCUGUUGAAGUUCAUUGACAAUUUGACGAAUAUAUAUGUAAGAUUUAAUCGUAAGAGACUUAAAGGUCGCACUGGAGAAGAAGAUUGCAGAAUUGCACUUUCAACUCUCUACCAUGUGCUUUUAACUUCUUGUAAAGCAAUGGCUCCAUUUACACCCUUCUUCACUGAAGUUCUUUAUCGAAACUUGCGAAAAGUAUCAAAUGGAUCAGAGGAAAGCAUUCACUAUUGCAGUUUCCCUCAAGUAGAAGGAAAGGGGGGAAGUCGUAUUGAACAAAGUGUUAACAGAAUGAUGACAAUUAUCGAUCUUGCACGUAAUAUUCGCGAACGCCACAAUAAACCUCUCAAGACUCCACUUAGGGAGAUGAUUGUUGUACAUCCAGAUGCUGAGUUUCUUAAUGACAUUGCUGGGAAACUGAAAGAGUAUGUGUUAGAGGAGCUGAAUGUUAAAUCUGUUGUUCCCUGCAAUGAUCCUUUGUUGUAUGCUUCUUUACGCGCUGAACCUGAUUUCAGUGUUUUGGGAAAAAGACUGGGGAAGUCAAUGCGAGUAGUUGCUGAAGCAGUGAAAGCAAUGUCACAGGAAGAAAUUUUAGCUUUUGAAAAAUCAGGAGAAAUUACCAUUGCUAAUCACUGCUUAAAGCUCUCUGAUAUCAAGAUUGUGCGUGGAUUUAAACGACCCGAUGGAGUGACCGAAGACCAAAUGGAUGCAUCUGGUGAUGGUGAUGUGUUGGUAAUAUUGGACUUACGCCCUGAUGACUCCUUGUUCGAAGCUGGUUUUGCACGUGAGGUGGUUAACCGUAUCCAAAAAUUACGGAAGAAAUCUGCGCUUGAGCCCACCGACAUUGUGGAGGUCUACUUCAAGUCCUUGGAUGAAGACAAAUCAGUAACUGCCCAAAUUUUAAAAUCUCAGGAAGCAUAUAUCAAAGAGGCGAUAGGUUCUCCUUUGCUAGACUCUAGCCUAACUCCAGAACACGCUGUAAUGAUUGCUGAGGAGACGUAUCACAACAUUUCAAAUUGCAACUUUCAGAUCACACUCUCAAGACCAGCUUUAGCUUUUAACAAUAAAGCGAUUCUUCAUUUAUAUUCAGGGAAUGCGAAAUAUGCAAAUGCAUUGAAGGUAUAUUUGUUGUCCAGGGACCACUUUAAUCUCAAAACAGAAUUUCUAGUGGGAAUUAACAAGAUUAAAGUGGAUUGCAUUGAAAAUCAGCCCGCUAUUGAUGUGGUGUUGGGAGAACACAUGUUCUUAACAGUUGGGGAUUAUUACUCCCAAACCACCACCAACAACUUUUCUUGAAAUAACUUUUACUAUAAUGAUUAAGAGGUUUGUCAAUUAAAAAUGUUGUUUUUUUUUUUUUUUUAAUGAAGAAAAUGGAACAAGGAAG